Oryza brachyantha (malo sina) is the source of this 1954-nucleotide messenger RNA. Its product is annotated as transmembrane E3 ubiquitin-protein ligase FLY2-like. The record is from RefSeq and is a predicted model, not a curated record. NCBI's taxonomy places the organism in Eukaryota, Viridiplantae, Streptophyta, Magnoliopsida, Poales, Poaceae. Bases 16 to 1743 code for a protein of 575 amino acids. The transcript is spliced from 15 exons.
AUAUAUUUAAUAUAUAUGCGCCGCGCGAUCGGGGACAUGGGGCCCGCCUCCGCCGCGGCGCGGAGGGCGGCCGCCUUGGCGGGCCUCCUGGUGGCGGUCGGCCUCGCGCUCGCGCCGCUGGCCGCGGCGCUGCGCCCGCUCAGGGAGCGCGUCGCGUCCGCCGCCGCCUCCUCCUCCUCCGGAUCGUGGGGCGAUGAGCAUGCAUUCUUCAAGAGGGAUGAAAAUGAGAUAAGUCCAUAUUCAUGGAAUAUCACAGGGACAUAUAAAGGAAGUUGGAGCUUUGCUGGUUCCACAAAUGGUUCUUCUAGGUUUCUUGAGUUUACAAAAUUGAAAGGCGAUUCAGUUUUGGAAUUAUUGAGUACACCAACAAAGAUAAGUGGUGUACACUAUGUUCAGGGAUCAGUUACAUUUCAUGAUGUUAUAGACAAUGCCCAUGAUCGUGGAGUUGCUCAAAUAAGGUUGGAAGGCGUGUAUAUAUGGCCUUUUAGGCAACUUCGGAUGGUUGCAAACAGUGGCGCAGAUGGUGAGCCACUUCAAGAAGAGGAUUACUUCUUGUCAAAUCCUUAUCAUUUGCUGCGGAUUUUCUCCUCUCAAGUGUUCCAAGAAACAUCUGAAGAGAAGAAUCGAAGGAAGAACUCUCUAACGUACGACAUGGAGAAGCACUGUAGCGUAGAAAUAGCUGCUAAGGUGGUCCGUGUGUCCUCUAACCUAAAUGAGGGAGAGCAUGAAAAAUACCGUUUGGAGGGAUUGAUGGAGAGUCCAGCAGUGGAUGAUGAUGGAGAAUGCUUCUCACCAAUUUUAUUAAAUGCAACAUCACUGAAUGUUGAAGUUUAUUACAACAAAGCAGUCAAUUAUACACUGAUGGUCACUUUUAUCUCCUUCCUCCAAGUUCUGUUACUGAUUAGACAAAUGGAGCACAGCAACACCCAGUCUGGAGCUGCCAAGGUUUCAAUUCUAAUGAUUGGACAACAAGCUAUCAUGGAUGCAUAUCUUUGUUUACUGCAUCUGACUGCUGGGAUAUUGGUUGAGUCUCUCUUCAACGCAUUCGCAACAGCAGCUUUCUUCAAGUUUGUUGUAUUUUCUAUAUUUGAGAUGCGAUAUCUCCUUGCGAUAUGGAAAGCCAGUAGACCAUUGAGCAGUGGAGAAGGUUGGGAAGUAAUGAGAAGAGAACUGUCAGUUCUUUACAGCCGCUUCUAUGGCAUUCUUUUGGGUGGGAUCCUUCUCAUGUAUGAGUUGCACAAUUUUCUGCGGCCACUUCUUUUCCUGAUGUACUCCUUUUGGGUUCCUCAAAUCGUCACAAAUGUCAUCCGGGAUACAAGAAAACCCUUGCACCCUCAGUAUAUUUUAGGCAUGACGAUUACACGCCUUGCUAUUCCGCUGUAUAUAUUUGGUUGCCCUAACAAUUUCAUGCGCAUUGAGCCUGACAAGAAGUGGUGCAUAGCUGUGACAAUAUUCAUGGGUAUCCAAGCAGCGGUGCUCCUGCUCCAGCACUAUUUUGGUUCACGUUGUUUCAUUCCUCACCAGAUUCUCCCUGAGAAAUACUGCUACCACAGGAAGGUUGAGGAUAACUCAAAUCAGCCCGUUGAUUGUGUUAUUUGCAUGACCACAAUCGACCUUACCCAAAGAACAAGUGAAUACAUGGUUGCACCUUGUGAGCAUAUAUUCCACUCAGGCUGUUUACAGCGUUGGAUGGAUAUCAAGAUGGAGUGCCCAACUUGCAGGCGCUCCUUGCCGCCAGCUUAGAUGAGCACUACUUUGUACCAUAUAGUUAACUAGUAGGUAGCUCAGCAUAUACAAGGUGGGAAUUGAGGCGCAAUAAGACGAGAGUUCAACCAUGGGUGGUUUCGGAAAGAUAAUGUAGAAAAAAAAUCUGUUACGUUUUUAAUCUCAGGUGAUCGUUGUCUUGUACAAAAAUCAUUGUACCAGUUCUUCCCACGGAGAAAAUCUUCCUUAA